Messenger RNA from Cucurbitaria berberidis CBS 394.84, 504 nucleotides. RefSeq lists its product as uncharacterized. The record is from RefSeq and is a predicted model, not a curated record. Bases 1 to 504 code for a protein of 167 amino acids. Gene Ontology annotation, molecular function: carbon-sulfur lyase activity. The transcript has 2 exons. NCBI's taxonomy places the organism in Eukaryota, Fungi, Ascomycota, Dothideomycetes, Pleosporales, Cucurbitariaceae.
AUGGCCACCAGCACGGCCAAGUUUACAGGCGACCCAAAUUCACACGACACGUCCGAAUUCAGUGACGGCAUUAGCGCAACAUGCCUCUGCGGCAGUAUCCGGAUCACCAUUAACGACAACGAACUCUUUACUAGAAAGCGCGGACACUUGUGUCAUUGCGCCAACUGCAGAAAAGUCGCUGGCUCAUACGUAUCGUCAAACUUGGCCAUCGAGAAAGAAAAGGUCGUUGUUGAUGAUCCCCAGGGUGUAUUGAAAAGGUACCGAGACUAUGCCACGGCAAGUGGGAAAUGUGUUGAGAGGUGCUUCUGUGGGACUUGUGGGAACCCCCUCCUGAGUAUUGCUGAGAUCUACCCGACUAUGAUCAUCGUAAAGAUGGGGAUAUUCCCGAGGAUACCAGAGCCAGAAUGCGAAUCCUUCGCGUUGCAUCGUCAUGCAUGGCAGGGGAAGCAUGGCGACUUGCCGCAGUUCGAGAUCGUACGCGGCGGAAAGCAGCUCGGCGAAUAG